Molecule: messenger RNA, 6122 nt
Organism: Siniperca chuatsi (mandarin fish)
Lineage: Eukaryota; Metazoa; Chordata; Actinopteri; Centrarchiformes; Sinipercidae
Gene: otud4
Product: OTU deubiquitinase 4
Biological process (GO): protein deubiquitination; negative regulation of toll-like receptor signaling pathway; negative regulation of interleukin-1-mediated signaling pathway
Molecular function (GO): cysteine-type deubiquitinase activity; K63-linked deubiquitinase activity
Source: RefSeq, a predicted model, not a curated record
GGCGUGUCGCUAGUUGUUAGCCUGCCUGCUAACUCCCAGCUAAAGUUGACGGCACUACUUUCACUUUCUCACAAUCAGGAAUAUCGUCUCUGGGAUGAACAGGGCUUCUUGAAAAACGAAACUGGAAACGGUUGUUGUUGUCUUCGACACUCGUUAGAUCGUAGAUGUAGAUAUUUAACUCUCUUCGGGGGCGAUAUUGACAACUUGUAGCCAGUGGCGUCUUAAAGAUUUAACCGCUAGCAGUCAAAACCGUCAAACACGCAGGUAGCUUGACUACUUUACUAGCUAGCUUUAGCGGCUAGCCCCCGCUAGCAUGGACGUUAGCGGAAGCAUGCAAAGUAAUGAGGAGAGGGUAGAGAAAUUAAUGGAUGACUACCUGAAAUCAAUAGGUUUGCAUCGGAAGAAGAUUGCCAAAGACGGCUCGUGCUUGUUUCGGGCUGUCGCCGAGCAGGUGCUGCAUUGCCAAAGCCUUCAUACCAAAGUUCGUGCCAAAUGUGUGGAUUUCCUGAAGCAGAACAGAGAAAGCUACGAGGCGUUUAUUGAAGGCGACUUUGAGAAUUACCUGUACAAGCUUCAGGACCCGCAGCAAUGGGUGGGAGAGGUGGAGAUCAACGCGCUGGCUGUCAUGUACAAGAGGGAUUUUCAGAUCUUCCAGGAGCCCGGCAAACCGGCCGUCAAUAUCACAGACAACAACUUCAAGGACAAGGUGCGGUUGUGCUUCCUGAACGGGAAUCACUACGACAGCGUUUAUCCCGUCAGCUACAUUAAGAACGCUGCUCUCUGCCAGUCCAUCCUGUACGAGCUGCUGUAUGACGGUGUGUUUAAAGUUGACCGGAGCUUUCUGGGUCCGUGCCAGCGGAUCAGCCGACCCUCUGAUAUCCUGAGUGACGACAUCAUGGCCGCCUGCGGCAGCAGCGACGAGUCCGACUUGGACGCUGGCGAGGGGCUCCGGGUAGAAAACGGAACAAGCAUGACGGCUACGAGACACAACAACCAAAGUUACAGGGGCCGCGGGCGUGGCCGGCUUUUGCCUGAGAGAGUGCGACGCUCACUGAACCCGACUCUGUUCAGAAACAUAGAGUACGACGUCUGGCACAAGACCAAGAGAGCACAACAGAGGAUGGACUACUGUAUCGCUGCUGGGAUGCAGUUCACUGUGGGAGACCGCUGCCAGGUUCGUCUCGAUGGCGGAGGACGGAACUACAACGCAACCAUCAAGGAGGUGCCACCCAACAACGGCCCGGUGACAGUUUACAUAGAAGAACUGGGCAGAAAGCUUCUCUCCCUCUCAGAGUGGGAGGAGAGGGGCAAAGGCAGAGGCAGGGGGAAGCACGUCCCAGCAUCCUCCUCUGUUUCCCAGGCGACAGCACCGGGCUCCAGUGGGCGCGUGCAGAAGCAGCACUCGUGGCCCCCGCAGGCCACCGUAGAGGAGCAAGGAGGCGUGAAAGCCAACAGGAAGAGCGCGGUGGAGUCUGCUUUCGGUCUGACGGAGAAGGAGCGUUUGGCCAAAGAGGAGGAGGAGAGGAACGUGGCGUUGGUGGAGAUCCAGCUCAGAGACGAGCGCAGCUUCCCCGCCCUCGGGACCCAGCCUGGGAUGCAGGGUGAUGGAGGGAGGAAGAAGGGAGGAGAGAAGAGAAGAUCCCAGAGAAACAAGACGAAGAGUCCAGUUGAAGACGUCAGAGCGCCGUCUCCCUCUGCUGACGAAAGACCCAAAUCCUCCACCCCGCCACUUGCAGCCGCUGCCACUACUGCGCCUACUACAAAUACGACUACGCCCACCAACCCCACCCUUCCUGCUGCAAAACCUCCUGCUGCCCCGUCUGCAAACUCUGACUCUAAGCCUACUCGGCUGAGCUCGCUCAAGGCUUCGACCCCCAACAUAAACAUGGCUGCCGCCACCGCAGCUGCUGCUACAGCGUCCAGCUCCACCUGUGUUGCCCCAACUGCUCAAACAAACACACAGUCUUAUGCUUUAGCUGCAGCUACACCGAGUUCUCCUCCCCCUGCUGCCCCGAACACUAAACCCUCUGUAACGGGUGGUGCUGUGCCUCACUCCGUCCCGUCCUCUGCCACUCUCUUCUCCUUCCUCACCCCUAAUCUGCCUGCUGCUUCAUCACCCCCAACUCCCCACGCCCUCUCCUCAUCUUCUCCUCCCCCCUCCUCUUCCUCUAAACUUCUCACCUCCACUUCUUCCGCUCUUCCUCCUAGAUCACCUGCCUCACCUCGUCCGUCUUCCUCACUUCCACCUCCCACAUUUAUCGCUCCCAUUGCUCCCUCUCCCGCCGCUGCACAGGCCUUCCUCCCUCGUUCCUCCUCGCCUGUCUCCUACCUCCCCCACUCCCCCAGUCCACCACCACCACCCUCCUCAUCCUCUUCCCCUCUUAUCCAUCGCGAGGCUCCACCAGUUUCCGCACAAACUACAAAUUCUUUGCCAAAUAUUGGAGGUACCUUCCACGGCCAGGCCUCGCUGUCCCAAAUUCAUCCUCAGGUGUCUCUGCCCCAAAACCAGAACCAGAUCUCUGUGUCCCAGACCCAAACCCAGGCCUCAUUAACCCAGGGUGAGAAGCAAACCCAGUCUUGUCUGCCCCAAAACCAAAUCUUGAUGCCCCAGAUGCAGACCGAGGCCCAGUCCUGUCUUCCUCACCCCCAGCAGCAACCUCAGUCCCACACUGAAGUGGCCUCUCUGCCACAGACCCAGGCCCAGCCAUCUGUCCUCCAGACCUCCCUCCCUCAGGCCCAGGCCUCUGUCUCCCACCUCCAGCCCCAGUCUCAGGCCCAGUACCUCUCACAGUCUGAGGUGGCCCAGGUCCAGUCCUCUCACCCAGCUCCAGGAGCUUCCUACCCCCACACCUCCCAGGCCUCGGUUCCCGUCUCUACCUCUUUACAGUCCCAGGCAUCUGUCACCCCUCCUCACCUCCACGUCCAGCCGGCCCAGGUCCCACAUCUCCCCUCUCUCUCCGCCUCCCCGACCCAUCCCUCUCUCCAAUCUCAGACCCCCACCACUCAGAACCAAACGGAGGCCCCGCUCCCUCCCGCCCAGCACUCCCAGGCUCAGCCCGAGUCUCCGGCUCAUGUUCCCUCCCAGCAGUCACACCCCCCCCUCUCAUCAUACCCAGUUACAUCCAUCCCGGGAGCCGUUCCUCUGCAGCAGCUGUCCCAGCUCUACCAGGACCCCCUGUACCCCGGAUUCCCCCAGGGGGAGAAGGGCGACAUGGUUCCGAAUCCACCCUACUCCUCCAGCAAGUCAGGGGAUGACCUGCCCCAAGAUAUCAACAUCUUGAGGUUUUUCUUCAACCUGGGUAUCAAGGCCUACUCCAUGCCCAUGUUCCCCCCUUACAUAUACCUCCUCCCCCUCCAGCAGGCCCACACCCUGCACCCCAAGCUCCCUUCCCGAUCCCCCUCCCCCCACUACCCUCCCUCCAACACCCCCACCAGGCACCAGGAGGUGUACCCACACCCCCAGUACCAUCCGACUUCAGCAUCAAUGCCACCUCAGUACGACCACCAAGCCCCACUCACUGAGCCCCCCCAUUCCAGUGACCCCUCCUUCAACCAGGCCGGGUACCCCGUCACCCAGCCUCCGCCCCACAGGAUGUCGCUGUCAUGGCAACAGCACCAGAUGCACCCACCCAGAAACCCCAGCUACCAGGGUGGGUAUCCCACCUCAAAUCCACCAUAUUCGGUUCCCCCACCCUUGUCUCAGGGCUACCACCCAGGUCAAGGCCAGGGACACCCGCUGUACACUCAGAGCGUGCCUCCAUACCCCCCCUCUUCGCUGGGAUAUCAGUCUUCAUCCACGCCUGAAGAGCUCCAGGUGAGCCAGGGGACAAUCGAGCAGCGUCAGCCCGCCAACGGGGACAUGAUGUCUGGCCAAGAGUCCGGCCGAGUAUCUGGUCCUCUGGAGAGUCGUGCUGCUGCUAAUGUGGCUAAUGCUAACAAUAGAGCAGUGAUGGUACCUGGUUUUGCCCUCAAGAAGGAGCAGGGAGAGAGUUUGCCCAGAGCGGUGCUGCUGGUGGACCCGCCACUCAACAACAAUCCCAUACUGGUUUCAAACCAUGGCGUCAAGGAUGUCCCUGUCGCCAUGACAACCAUGAAGCCCAGCAGCACCCCUGGCUCUCCAUUACCUUAUGACGUCAUCUCCAAGACGACCGUCUCCGGGGACAACACCCCCUCCCAUGUUUAUCGAGCCCACCAAAAACCAAUCAACCCCCACAACACGUACGUCUCACUGGGGACACCGGAGCCCGGCCAGGUGGGUUACCUGCCGCCUCUGUUGUCUGUCGGCUGCAGCACAGAGGACUACAGGGAUGAGCGGAUGGGAUUCAAACCGUCAACGUCAAACAGAGGGUCGAGGAGGAACUACAGAGGAGGGGGGAGAGGGAGGGGAGCCCAUGAUCCAGGGAGGGGGGCAAGCAGGAGGAGACAUGUAGAGACAGGGGCGGGGCUUAACUAUGUCCAGUUUAACUCUUCCCACGGGGGGAGGGGCCGGUAGAGAGGAUACUAGCUCUCAGCCAAUGAGAGGAGAGGACACAGGAAGGUGUUUUUUGUUUUUCUUCUUUUCUUCCCCCCAAGCUUGUUUGGUUUCUGCUCAUUCUUGCUCGGACAUUUCCUGCUUCUUUUUGACGCCUUUUUUUUUUUCCUUCUCUUCUAAUCGUUUCUUGUCGCCUCACCUGGAGAUCUGAUUGGUGGAUCGGAUUGAUUCCACAUAGAAAAUGUGUGCUAGAACCAAUCAGUUCGAUCAAUCGUCUCGUCGUCGUGUCUUCGCCUGAAUUUCGUACCGAUUCGGGGAAUCCGAAACUCCAUUCGUGUAUUUCGAUGUGUCGCAAUGCUCCGGCUCGUUGCGGAAACUAUCAAGCUUAUUAUUAGCUAGCUCAUUAGCGUAGCAUGUUAACAAGUGCAAGGUUACAUGUCAUUUUACAUUUCUCAGCAGUUAAACCACGCACGGAUGUAUGGAUUUAAAGAAUCAAACUGUAAGUGUGUUUUGAGGACUACAAACAUGUUCAGAGUAGAGCUACAUAGAGUUUGCUGACAUGUUGAUGUCACGUGUCCCGUGGUAACGUAACGUUUUGUACUAGGAAGUUUGAUUUGACCAGCAUCACAUUGCAUUUUUCGUUAAACGAAUAGCUAGACAUUUUAGGGAAAUUUUCCCUUUCUUGCUGAGAGUUGGAUAAGAAGAUUGACACCACUCUCAUGUCUGUAUGUUAAAUAUGAAGCUGCAACUGGUUAGCUUAGCUUAGCAUAGCAUAAAGACUGGAAACGUAAGGAAACAGCUAGCUUGGCUCUGUUGAAAAGUAACAGAAUCCACCUACAAGCACCUCUAAAACAAUGUGUGUAAAAACAAUGUGUGGUUUUACUGGGGGUUAUGCUAGGCUAGCUAUUUCCAGUCUUUGUGCUAAGCUAAGCUAACCAUUUUCUGGCUAUAGCUUCAUAUUUACCGCAUAAACAUGAGUGGUGUCAAUCUUCUCACCUAACAAUACUUCCAAAAUAUGUAGACCUGUUUCUUUAAUAGCAAGUCAAAUUUCAGACUCUCCAGCAUCCCUUGAACGCAGCAUAACAACUGAGAGCUUAGCAUGUCCAUAAAGCAUCAGACAUUUAAACAUAUUUUAAGCAACAACAAAAAAAAGAAAAAAGCAACGAGUGUCAACCAAGUGUUAAUCUAAGUGUCUGUUAGCACUGUGAGCUAAAAACAAACGAGUUUUAAGCGGACAAAAAAUAAUUUAAUAUCACAAAAUAUAAUUUGAGAGCGGCUUUAAGAGUUGUAUAAAACCACAGCAGUAUAUGUAGAUCUGUGGUUUACGUGUGGACUAGGUGUGCGGACUUUCUUGCUUUACGUUUAGUUUUUUUUUUUUUUUUAAUUGUUCGUCUUUCCUGUUGGUUUCAUGUCCUUUUCCUUUUGUGUAAUUGUCUUUUUCUUCUUACUGGGUUUAUUUUUCUUUCUCUCAUCACGUUUGAUCGAUUCAGAAAACUCUUAGAGAUCCAGUGCCUUACGUUUGCUACUUUUUACUUGUCUUAUUUCUUUUUCCUUCUGAGUUUGAGAAGCACUGCUGUACAGAACAAAGGCUGCUGUUGUCUGUGUUGGAUUUUUCUAUGCGGUUGAAUAAAUAAAACUGGUUCAGAUGGUG